AUGGAGUGGCACAGGUUAGAGGAGUGGUUCGGUACGCCCGAGAAGCUUCAUGCGUCCUUUGACACGAAAGCAGAGUUGACUCCACUUCUUGCAUCGUGUGAUCCCACACUUUUGGAGUCAAGUCGGGUUUUGAUUGCAGAUGCUUUGCUUGAAUGGCAGAAAGAGACAUUGAGCAUAGUCUUGAGCGGGCGUAGAGAAGCCCGGAGGCGUCUUACCGAAUCAUUGCCAGCAUCUGGAGUCGCUCAAUUAAACCUGCAGCAGCACUACAAUCAAAUCUCCUUGCAGAGCCCGUUGGCGCUGCUUCCGGCCCUCAGAAAGCGCAAGCUAGCAGUGGAUCGAGCAGUCGACAGGGGGGCCAGGGCCACCGAGGAGGCACGGCUCAAGAAGGAGUAUGCACUCCGCCUUGCCUCGAUCAUCCAAGAGGCCAAGCUUCCAGUGUGCAAGGUCCUUGCGGGGGUUAGUGAUGCAGAGGAGGCUUGGCCUCGCUUGUUUGGGACCCGACGUUCCAAGACACUUCGCAAUCGCUUCCGCUCUUGGGAGAAAUUCCGGGAGUGGCUCAUCUUCAGCAGGGGAAGGGCCUACCUCGAGGGGGUUGCUGAUGUGCUUGAUUUUGCAGCUGAAAGGAUCCGACAUGGCAGGCUCAGCUCAAGAGCUACACAGCAGAUCUCACAUCGGCAGCACCCCCGCGAGCAGCCGGCGAGCAUGUUCACCACAGCCAUUCUUGUUGCUCUUGAGAUCUUCGUGUGCAUAGUGGAGCUGCCUGCAUAUCUUAACGCCUUGGGGUUUGUAGGCCUGCUCAUGGUGUGGGGUUCUCUCCGCGCCGAUGAUGUGCAGGGCUUGUUGCCUCAGACUAUGGAGCUAGACGAGCGCGGUUUCUCCAUUGAUCUUGCAAGGUCCAAGACCACAGGACCGGACAAGAGGACUCACGGUGAAGGUCUUCGUGGAAAGGCACAUCUCGCUCACAGGGCAUGA
This is a messenger RNA of Symbiodinium sp. CCMP2456, 972 nucleotides long. The record is from the annotation of a GenBank genome assembly. NCBI's taxonomy places the organism in Eukaryota, Dinophyceae, Suessiales, Symbiodiniaceae.